AGCCUGAAGAUGCUGGCCGGCCCCCAGCUCCAGGAGCCUCUUCUGGACCGCCCCAACCUGCCAACUGGGGGCAGGCACCAGGUAUAAAAAUCUAAAAAACAGGCCAACCGCGUGUCCACAACCUGGGGAACCACCCCGAGGAGUUCCACGCAGCCGUGUGGAUGAGCGAGCUGCCCCAGCUGCCCCACUCCCAGCGCCAAGCCCCCGAAACAGCCCUAAGAGGUUUGGUGGCUCCGUUUGCAAGGCGCCCCCUGGGUGGGGGAGGGAGAGGAGGAUGGGGGUGGGCACGGCCUGCCCCGGGCAGGGAGGAGGGACAGUGGGGCCCACCGGGAGGGGAGGAGGAAGCACAGCCGGGCACUUCCCCAGGAAGAAGUGGCUCCGGAUUUUCCCCAGGUGUGGCUGGAGGUAUAAAGGGCACCUGGAGCUGGGCAGCCUCCAGGUCCGCAGCCUCCAGGCCCGCAGCCGGCUGCACCCGCCUCUCCCAGCCCAGCGCCGCUGCUGCUGCCAUGGUCAGCCUGCUCCUACCCGGCUUCUUGUUUCUGCUCUGGCUGCCCACCAGCCUGGCCCGCCAUGGCCCCCAGCUCUGGGGGGGGCCCCACCCCCACGGGCCCCCACACUGCUACUCGGCCGAGGAGCUGCCCCCGGGCCAGGCCCCACCACACCUGCUGGCUCGAGCUGCCAAGUGGGAGCAGGCUCUGCCUGUAGCCCUGGUGUCCAGCCUGGAGGCAGGGGGCCGCAGGAGGCGGCACGACAGUCCCCCCUCUGGGACCCAGUGCCCGGUGCUGCGACCGGAGGAGGUAUUGGACGCCGACGUCCACCAGCGCUCCAUCUCGCCCUGGAGAUACCGCGUGGACACCGACGAGAGCCGCUACCCGCAGAAGCUGGCCGUCGCCCAGUGCCUGUGCAGGGGCUGCGUCAACGCCAAGACGGGCCGGGAGACGGCCGCGCUCAGCUCUGUGCCGCUGCUGCAGAGCCUGCUGGUCCUCCGCCGCCGGCCCUGCUCGCGGGACGCCACGGGGCUGCCCACGCCCGGGGCCUUCUCCUUCCACACGGAGUUCAUCCGCGUGCCCGUCGGCUGCACCUGCGUCCUGCCCAGGUCGGCACAGUGACCAGCGGCCUUGGCUGUCUUCACCGGCACUGGGGGGGUCACCCCCCCAGACUGGA
This is a messenger RNA of Ailuropoda melanoleuca (giant panda), 1164 nucleotides long. RefSeq names its product interleukin 17C (gene IL17C). Gene Ontology annotation, molecular function: cytokine activity. The coding region runs from base 162 to 1109 and encodes 315 amino acids. The transcript has 3 exons. Gene Ontology annotation, cellular component: extracellular region. The record is from RefSeq and is a predicted model, not a curated record. NCBI's taxonomy places the organism in Eukaryota, Metazoa, Chordata, Mammalia, Carnivora, Ursidae. Gene Ontology annotation, biological process: inflammatory response.